UAUAUAUAUAACCGCAUGUAAUUGAACGUCCUCGUGAACUAUUUACUUUGUUUAUACCACACAAUACUAAAAAUGAAGAGUAAAACUAAAAAAGGAAAUAAGGCAAUUAGUAAUAUCCAGAACAACAAUAGUGAAAUCGAAGAACUCAAAAAGAAGUAUGAUUCGAUGCCGGCUGAAACUGAAAUUAAAAAAUUUAUGGAUAUGCCGCUCUCUCAAAAGACUCAAAAAGGAUUGUCGGAAUCCAAAUAUAUUGUUCCAACAGAUAUACAGCGGAAAAGUAUAUUGCCAGCAUUACUCGGAAAGGAUGUAAUGGGAACUGCGAUAACUGGAAGUGGAAAAACACUGGCCUUCCUCAUCCCCGUUAUUGAACAUUUAUACAUGAACAAAUGGUCACGUACCGAUGGCGUAUGUGCGAUUGUUAUUUCACCAACGCGCGAGCUAGCGUAUCAAAUAUUCGAGACAUUAAAGCGGAUUGGAAAAUACCAUGAUUUUUCUGCUGGACUCAUCAUUGGUGGGAAAAACCUGAAGUUUGAACGAAGAAGAAUGGAUCAGUGCAAUAUAUUAAUAUGUACGCCUGGUAGACUGCUGCAACAUAUGGAUGAAAAUCCAUUAUUUAAUGCAAGUACUCUUGAAGUUUUGGUAUUGGACGAGGCUGACAGAUGUUUGGAUAUGGGAUUUGAGGAGACCCUUAACUCCAUUGUUGAAAAUUUCCCAACAGAGCGCCAAUCAUUGUUAUUUUCUGCUACCCAAACUAAAUCUGUAAAAGAUAUUUUGCGACUUAAUUUACGUGACCCAAUUUUUAUUGGUAGUGAAAAAACUAAGUCUGAGGACAUAAUACCGGUAUUGUUACAACAAAACUAUGUUGUAAUUAAAUUGGAGGAUAAAAUUACAAUGUUGUGGUCAUUUUUAAAAAAUCACCUUAAGCAAAAGAUUAUUGUAUUUUUUUCCAGUUGUAAACAGGUGAAAUAUAUCUUUGAAAUAUUUUGUAAACUUCGUCCUGGUACCAGUUUGCUGGCUCUUUACGGCACUCUUCAUCAAGAUCGAAGAAUUGCAAUAUACAAUGAUUUUACACGCAAAAGCAAUGUUGUAUUAUUUGCUACCGAUAUUGCAUCGCGUGGUUUGGAUUUUCCAACAGUAAAUUGGGUUGUGCAAAUGGAUUGCCCAGAAGACGCAACACAAUACAUACAUAGAGCUGGAAGGACAGCGAGAAACCAGGCGCGUGGAGAAAGUCUCCUUGUCUUGACACCUUUCGAGGAGCCAGGCAUGAUAAAAGAGCUGCAAAGCCGAAAUAUACAAAUUCAAAAGAUACAUAUUGAUCCACAGAAACUCUUUUCACCAAGAUUGAAGAUAGAAGCCGCUUUAGCACAAAAUACAGAACUGAAAGCAACCGCGCAACGUGCCUUUGUAUCAUAUAUUAAAUCUAUAUUCCUUAUGAGAAACAAAGAUAUAUUCGAUGUGUUCAAAUUAAAUCUUGAAAGCUACGCCAAAUCACUUGGACUCGCUGUUACUCCGAGAGUACGCUUUCUAGAGCGGCUAUUAAAGAAAACCACUUCCAUAUCAACAACUUUGGCUGAGCCAAACGGUUUUAUUCAAGAAGAUUCUGAUAAUGAGGAUUUCUUUAAAGUUAAACGAAUCGAUCACGAACUUGUAAAUGACACAAAUGAUGUUGUGGUAGAUCUUCCUAAAAAAAGCAAAGUCUUAUCCAAAGCUGCUGUGGCGAAAAAAGCGAUAAGAAAAAAAAUUCAAGCAAAUGAAAAAAUUAAUUUCGAUGAUGAUGGCAAUGUUAUAAUUGAUAAGAGAAAGCAACUGCAAUCUGAACUGCCUACGGAAUAUGAAAAUAAUGCUGGAGGAAUAAAUAUUGAGGUUGCGAGAAAAAUUUUAUCAGAAGAAGAUAAAUUUGAUAAAGAACGAUUUAGAGAACUUGUUAAAAAUCGUCAUAAGAAACAAAAAGAUAAGUUGAAAAAACUUGUUGACGAAAACUCCCAAAGCGAUUUCGAGGAUAGUGCAAGCGAUAAUGACGUGGAUUUAUCCUGGUUACCAGAUCCUGAUAAAGUGUACAAUUCAAACCAAAAGCCAGAUGAAUCAAAAGAAACAUCUGAAAGUGAUAGCGAGGAAGACAUUGAAGAGCCUUCCCAUAAAAAAGUGAAGUUGACUUCGAAACUAACAUUAAAUGAUGCUGAAUCGAUAGCUGCACAACUUUUAGCUAAUAAAAUGUAGUUUCUAUACAAAUGGUUUAAAUUUAGAAUGUGUAAAUAUUGGAAAAAAGUAAAAUUAAAUUUACCAUCUACACAU
Molecule: messenger RNA, 2292 nt
Organism: Anastrepha obliqua
Lineage: Eukaryota; Metazoa; Arthropoda; Insecta; Diptera; Tephritidae
Product: probable ATP-dependent RNA helicase DDX10
Exons: 2
Coding region: 73-2217 (714 amino acids)
Biological process (GO): rRNA processing
Cellular component (GO): nucleus
Molecular function (GO): RNA helicase activity; ATP binding; nucleic acid binding
Source: RefSeq, a predicted model, not a curated record